AUGCAGUAUUGCAACAGCAAUAGCAACACCAGUUGUGGCAGCGGUAGUGGCAGUGGAGGCGGCAACGCAAACAUUUUAGUGGGGGGUGGUACAAAUGGCAAUAGCUGUGGCGGUGGCGGUAGCAGCAGCGGUGGCAGUGGCAGUAGUGGUGGCGAUGGCGGCAGAAACUACGGCAGUGGCAAUGGCUAUAUUGGCGUUGGUGGUAGAGGCGCUUACAGCUUUCUUGAUGGCAACGAAGAACUCACAACGAUGACGCAUUACGCUGGAGGAGGCAGCAACAGUAAUGGCAACAGCAGUAGUCGUGGGAAUAUGCUGCACCACCACCACCAGGUGCAUCAGAUGCAUCAGCAGCAACAACAACCCAACCAAUAUCAUCACCAUCAAUAUCAACAGCAGCACCAACAACACCAGGUGCCGAUAAAGUUGUCACCCGGCAGCACAACACCACCGCCGCCAACAACACCAUUAGCAGCUGGACUAACGCCAAUACUACAUUUGCCGUCGGCGUCCGCAACGGCACUGCCGCCGCUAUUGCCACCACCAGCGCAACCGUCGCAUUACUUCGAAACCAACGACGAGUAUGCGUGA
Messenger RNA from Anastrepha ludens (Mexican fruit fly), 588 nucleotides. Its product is annotated as loricrin-like. The coding region runs from base 1 to 588 and encodes 195 amino acids. NCBI's taxonomy places the organism in Eukaryota, Metazoa, Arthropoda, Insecta, Diptera, Tephritidae. The record is from RefSeq and is a predicted model, not a curated record. The transcript has a single exon.